AUGCUGAAUCACACUGAGCCCAUACUCGGCUUCAACACCGUGCGCCACUAUGCUAUGAACACUUUCUCAUCUCUAGCCAUUACCUGGCUCCCGCUCAUUCCUAUACUCAUAUUCUUAAUUUCUCGUAAAUACUACGACUACACAAACACCCAUCCCAAAGGUUGUCGCAAGCUAGGUCUCUCACACCACCAAACCAACCUGCACGAUGAAUACGACCCCAUAUACAGCCAAGGCGUGCCCGACAAGCACACAGGCCCGGAAGACCAGCCCUCAUGGCGCAUAAAAGCGCUCUUCGCAUACCCGAUCAAAAGCUGCGCCGGCAUCGAGCUGGACACAGCCGAUGUCGUCCCAACAGGCUUCACCUACGACCGGCAAUUCUGCUUCGCCGAGUACAUCACCCCCAAAGCCAGCAACAACCAGUCUGAGCAAGCCCACUGGACAGCAAGGACGCUCCGCGACGGCUCACUCUGCAGAAUGGCUCUCAUCAGACCCGAGAUCUGGGUCCCCGACCCCACCGCCGACGACUACUCCCCGGAGCUCCAGGAAGUGCGAUCCCAAGGCGUCCUGGUAAUCCAUUACCCACGAGUCUCGGCCGGUAUGCUCUCGCUCCCAGUGAGACUGGGCAUAAUGCUAGGCCUCCUCUCGAAGGAACUAUCCUUCCGAGUCCCUUUCUCCCCUCCACAAGACGCAGGUUCCAGGUCGACGUAUCCCUCCACCCCGGUCAAAAUCUGGAAAGACUCCCCCCUGGCCCACGACUAUGGCUGCCAUCUCCCGCCCUCACUGCACCAUUUCCUGGACCCUGACCGUACCCGCGGCCCCCUGACGCUCUUCAGGGUAAACCCAUCCUACCACAGAGAAAUCUUCCGCAACGCGCCCCGCAAAGAGCACCUCGGGUUUCAGCCGGUGACGGGCUUCGCGGACGCAUACCCCAUCCAUCUCCUCAACAUAGCCAGCGUGCGAGAUAUAGCGGGUAAAUGCGCGGCCGAUAUCCCCGAGCUAAGUAUCCGUCGCUUUCGGGCGAACAUCAUCGUCCAAGGACCGGGGGCUUAUGAGGAGGAUCAUUGGAAGAGGGUGAGAAUCUAUGAUUCUGGCUCUGGCUCUGGGGGUGUGGAAGUCUACACUGCUUGUCGGACUAUUCGGUGUAAGUUGCCCAACGUGGACCCUGAUACUGGGGUUAGGCAUCCUGUGGAGCCGGAUCGGUCGCUAAAGAGGUGGAGGAGGAUUGACCCUGGCGAUCUGACCAAUGCUGCGCUGGGGAUGCAAGUUGUUCCUGCUGUUAGAGAGUUUAGGGUGUCUGUUGGGGAUGGGAUCGAGGUGCUGGAGACCGGGGAGCAUUGUUAUAUUAAGAUGUUGAAGCCUGGGGAGAAGGUGGAGGGGGUUUAG
This is a messenger RNA of Aspergillus bombycis, 1383 nucleotides long. Its product is annotated as MOSC domain protein. The transcript is spliced from 2 exons. Bases 1 to 1383 code for a protein of 460 amino acids. Gene Ontology annotation, molecular function: molybdenum ion binding; catalytic activity; pyridoxal phosphate binding. The record is from RefSeq and is a predicted model, not a curated record. Lineage: Eukaryota; Fungi; Ascomycota; Eurotiomycetes; Eurotiales; Aspergillaceae.